GUUGAAUUGAACUGCAUAGGCCUUAUUACUUAUCAAUCGUCCGCCAUGGCUCCUGCUCGAAAAGUGAUGACCGCACCCUCUUCGCCCUUUCUUCAGGUUGCGACGCCUCCUGAGAGCCCUCCUCGGGUUGCAUCCUUGUGGAAUGUAGACGAAGACGAUCGGAAGCCAGUACUUGAUGCUGUUAGACAGGCGUUAAUUGACAAGAUGCCUGUUCCUCCACCCUUUGAUAUGAACCGGCAGGCACGAUGUUCGGAGGCCGCUCCGGGCUCUACUAUUCGUUCUUCCAACGUUAUGCCGCCCAAUGCUCCACGGACUCCUCACCUGGGGAGUGUGGCAAUGAAUGACGCGAAAGAGCCUAUUGGCUUGAUGGUCCCUUCUCCCAAUGACCGAAGGGCGUACGCCAACUGGACCAGCGCAGCCGCGGACCAUCGUUUCUGAGACGGUGCCCAAACCAAUAUCAUUCCAGGCAGUGCCUCUGAGCCGGUGACAAUGGGCCAACUGAAAGAGUUGUUCAUGACCUUGCUUGAGUUGAAGUCGCAACCACCAGCACCAUCGGUGCUUGUCCGGAGGAUAUAGAGGGUGCAGCUGCUCAGCCGGCUGCUGAGGGACCUGGAGCCAGAUUCAAAAGGGUCAUGGAAAUGUACGCGUUCUUGGAC
Molecule: messenger RNA, 656 nt
Organism: Aspergillus ibericus CBS 121593
Lineage: Eukaryota; Fungi; Ascomycota; Eurotiomycetes; Eurotiales; Aspergillaceae
Exons: 1
Coding region: 46-438 (130 amino acids)
Source: RefSeq, a predicted model, not a curated record